ACGCUUCCCUCCUCUCGGCUUGUCAGUGGAAUCCAACGUUUUUGAGCCUCCAUCGGAAUAAAAAAAGCACAGGAGAGAACAACUCUAAAGUUGUGAAUCCUGCGUCUUGAAGAGGAUAAAACAUCACAUUAGAGCGUCCUUUUUUGUCAUUUUUGGAGGAAUUUUCUCUUUGAAGCUUUAACUGAAGAAAAGGAGAUGAUGCUGUGGAGCAUCUUUCUGCUGUUGAUGCUUUGGAGGUGUGAGGGUGCGACAUUGGCAGAAACUCGUGAUGACAACAGCGUGUAUGACUUAUUCGAUCUGGUGCGAGUCAACAAAAGACACAACGGGGUGACUCUGGUCAAAGGCGCUGACCCUUACAGCCCAGCGUACAAGGUCCUCAACGCAGACUUAAUCCCCCCGGUUCCUGACAACUCCUUCGGGGACCUCAUUGACUCCAUCCAAUCCGAGAGGGGCUUCAUUCUCCUGGUGAACCUGAAGCAAUCCAGGAAGAACCGAGGAAGCCUUCUCACCAUAGAGAAGAAAGAUGGAUCCGGUCCGGUGUUUGAGAUCAUCUCCAACGGCAAAGCCAAUACGUUGGAUGUCUUCUACUCCACCGGGAACCAUCAGCAGCUGGUGUCCAUCGAAGAAGCCCACUUAGCCACAGGACACUGGAAGAACAUCACGCUCUUCGUCCAGGAUGACCGUGUGAAGCUUUUUGUGGGCUGUGAGGAGAUUAAUGUGUCCGAGAUGGACGAGUCCAUCCAGAAUGUGUUGUCCCUGGAACUGGCGGACACCUCCAGGCUCAGGAUUGGGAAGGGAGUCGCGAGGGAGAAAUUUAUGGGAGUGCUUCAGAAUGUCAGGUUCGUCUUUGGGACGUCUCUGGAGACCAUCCUGAGAAAUAAGGGAUGCCAAACUGGAGCAACUUUGACCGAUGUCCUCACUCUGGAAAACCCAGUGAACGGUUCCAGUCCGGCCAUUAGGACUGAUUACACCGGCCACAAAACCAAAGAUAUGCAGUCUUUUUGCGGCCUCUCUUGCGAGGACAUCGCAGGCAUGUUCAAGGAGCUGCGGGGACUCGGCGUCGUGGUUAAGCAUCUCUCCAACGAGAUUCGUAAAGUGUCUGAGGUCAGCGCCGAGAUUCAAAGUCAAAUCAAAAACCACAACAGUGUAUGCACCCACAACGGGAUCGUAUACAAGGACAAAGACGAAUGGACGGUGGAUGACUGCACUGAGUGUACCUGCCAGGACUCUGCCACUGUAUGUCGAAAAAUCUCCUGCCCUCUGAUUCCCUGUGCCAACGGCACCGUGCCAGAGGGAGAGUGCUGCCCACGUUGCGGCAAUCCAAGUGACUCCGCAGAAGAUGACUGGUCCUCUUGGUCUCAGUGGACCCAGUGCUCCGUAACAUGCGGUCGGGGCAUCCAGCAGCGCGGCCGUUCCUGCGAUCGCAUCAACAGCAACUGCGAGGGAACCUCAGUCCAAACCCGAGACUGCUUCCCUCAAGAAUGCGACAAACGCUUCAAACAAGACGGAGGUUGGAGCCAUUGGUCUCCCUGGUCCUCAUGCUCUGUGACCUGUGGGGAAGGAGUCAUCACCCGCAUCCGCCUCUGCAAUUCCCCCACACCUCAAAUGGGAGGCAUGGAAUGCCAAGGAGAAGGACGGCAGACUGAAAUCUGCCACAAGUCACCUUGUCCUAUUGAUGGAGGUUGGGGACCAUGGUCGCCAUGGGACACUUGCACAGUUACGUGUAAUGGAGGCAUCCAGACCCGCACACGUCUCUGUUCCGAUCCUGUUCCCAAAUACGGAGGAAAGGAUUGUGUUGGGGAAACCAGCAUGUCUCAAUUGUGCAACAAGCAAGAUUGUCCCAUUGACGGUUGCCUCUCCAAUCCGUGCUUCCCUGGCUCCAAGUGUACCAGCUUCCCAGAUGGCUCGUUCAAGUGUGGCAAGUGUCCAAUCGGCUACACCGGAAACGGCGUCACCUGCAAAGACAUCGAUGAGUGUAAAGAAGUCCCCGACGCUUGCCACACGCAAAACGGAAUCCAUCGCUGUGAGAACACCGAGCCAGGUUACAAUUGCCUGCCUUGCCCUGCACGUUACUCCGGUCCUCAGCCUUUCGGAAGGGGAGUGGAACAAGCGACGGCUAAAAAACAGGUUUGCAAACCACGUAACCCUUGCCAGGAUGGUAGCCACAACUGCAACAAAAACGCCAACUGCAUCUACUUGGGCGUCUUUUCCGAGUCCAUGUUCCGCUGUGAGUGCAAGCCAGGGUAUGCUGGGAAUGGACAUAUCUGCGGAGAAGACACUGACCUGGAUGGAUGGCCCAACUCGGAUCUGUUGUGUGUGGCGAAUGCAACCUACCACUGCAAAAAGGAUAACUGCCCCAACCUUCCCAACUCUGGUCAGGAAGAUCAUGACAAGGAUGGCCUUGGUGAUGAAUGUGACCACGAUGAUGACAAUGAUGGUAUCCCUGAUGAUAGAGACAACUGCCCACGAGUGUACAAUCCCGCCCAGUAUGAUGCAGACAGGGACGAUGUUGGCGACAGCUGUGACAACUGCGUGUUUGAGGCCAACACUGACCAGACUGACACUGAUAAUAACGGAGAGGGAGAUGCCUGUGCUGUGGACAUUGAUGGCGAUGGUAUUCUGAAUGAGAAUGACAACUGCCCAUAUGUUUACAAUGUGGAUCAGAGGGAUACAGACAGGGACGGAGUGGGGGACCACUGUGAUAACUGUCCACUGGAGCACAACCCUGAUCAGAUCGACUCGGACUCAGAUCUCGUGGGAGACAAAUGCGACAACAACCAGGACAUUGACGAGGACGGACACCAGAACAAUUUGGACAAUUGUCCUUACAUCCCGAACGCUAACCAAGCUGACCACGACAAGGACGGCAAAGGCGACGCCUGUGACCACGAUGACGACAAUGACGGCAUUCCCGAUGACAAGGACAACUGCCGCUUGGCAUUUAACCCGGAUCAGCUGGACUCUGAUGGCGAUGGCCGAGGCGAUGUCUGUAAAGACGAUUUCGACCAAGACAACGUCCUGGACAUUUAUGACGUUUGUCCGGAGAACUUUGCUAUCAGUGAAACCGACUUCCGCAGAUUCCAGAUGGUUCCUUUGGAUCCUAAAGGCACCUCCCAAAUUGAUCCCAACUGGGUGGUCAGACAUCAAGGCAAGGAGUUGGUACAGACUGUCAACUGCGACCCGGGCAUUGCUGUUGGUUUUGAUGAGUUCAGUGCCGUGGACUUCAGUGGAACGUUCUUCAUCAACACAGAUCGCGAUGACGACUACGCCGGUUUUGUGUUCGGCUACCAGUCCAGCUCUCGAUUCUACACGGUCAUGUGGAAACAGAUCACGCAGACGUACUGGUCUCACACUCCCACGAGGGCUCAAGGCUACUCAGGGCUGUCAAUCAAAGUGGUUAACUCUACCACUGGGCCUGGUGAGCACCUGAGGAACGCCCUGUGGCAUACCGGAGACACACCUGGUCAGGUACGCACACUGUGGCACGACCCUAAGAACAUCGGUUGGAAGGACUUCACCGCCUACAGAUGGCACCUUACCCAUAGACCAAAGAGUGGACUUAUUAGAGUGGUGAUGUAUGAGGGAAAAAGAAUCAUGGCCGACUCUGGAAACAUUUAUGAUAAAACCUACGCUGGGGGACGACUGGGCUUGUACGUCUUCUCUCAGGAGAUGGUUUACUUCUCCGACCUUAAAUAUGAAUGUAGAGAUGCAUAAUACAACGAAGCCCGUCUGAAGAACGACUUCCUGUUUUGAAGCAAUGCACAUCGGAGCAACGACGGUAGCGUGAGGUAACGUGACCUCAGGAGACUUUAAAGCCAAAGCAAAGUUCAAUGAUAUUUCUGCACCGAUUUUGAGCACGGCUCCGCUCAAAAGAAUCUGAACCCCCCCGAAACCCCCCGUCCCCCUCGGGGGGUGCACAUUUAUCGCUUUGCACACCUGAACUUUACUGGUAUCUUUCUACGGAAGAAAAAAUGAAAGGGAACAUUCCUUCAGUUUUCUUUUCAUCUUUGAGCAUUAAUUUUACAUCUGCUGUGUACUCGUUUUUUUUUUUUGAAGAACGCAGUAUGAGAACUUUCUUUGGCUGGGGGGGGGGGGCACGUAUCUUCUCUACCCCUCCUCAAAAGGAACCAUAGUUGGGGAUGACUGUUACAUCGCAGAUUAUGAAUGUGAUUUGAGUGAAUGUGUGAAGUGUUUAAAAAGAAGGCAUUUUUUUUUCAGUCACCCCCCCCCCCCCCCCCCGCACCCCCAACUGUCAAUCAAGAUCUGUAUUAUUAAAGGUCUUGUACAUAUAUUAUCGGAAUAACCAAACAUUAGAACAUCUCAGGUUAAGCACAAAAAAAGGAGAGCACAGGGCCCCAGAGAUAAUAUAUCUAUGAUAUUUUUUAUGAAGAUAUGGACAAAAAGAUAUAGAUGUGGACAUUACAGAUGGGCAUACUAAUCAUACUAAUCAAUCAUGAAACGCCCAUCCUUAGUCAACAGCAAGAUCAGUCUACUGUCUACAGUCUAACUUGACGUUAAUAGUUCAAGUUAGUCCAUGUGUGUGUUAGUUAAUUAUAUAUUUAAUUUAAAUUUAAGUAUUAAUUUAAAUUUUAAUUUAAAUAUUAAAUUAAAAUUAAAACUAAAAUUAAAUUUAAUAUUUUGAUUAAUUGUUUUUAUUUAAAUUUAAAAAAAUAAAUUUUUAAUUUAAAUUAAUUUUAAUUUUAAUUUUAAUUUUUAACAUUUAAAUUAAAUAUAUAAUUAAGUUAAUUAGUUAAUUAUAUAUUUAAUUUAAAUUUUCACCAUCCCCGUUUCACCGUGGUGUGCCUGAGCUUGUGUGUGUAAAAAAAAAACAAACAAAAAGGAUAUCCUUUAAGUACAAAUAUUACCUCAAUAUUUUUUUUUUUUGCAUUGAGGCCAGCAAUAGACACAAAUCACUUUUCUUAGUAUAAAUUGGAUGGCUUCAAUUUUUGUCUUCAUUCGUUUCUUUUUUUUUUUUUUUAGUCUUUUUUGCAAGACUGUACUAUCAAUCAUGUGCUGUACAUAUAUAAAAUAUUUUUAUAGGAGGGAGAAAAAAAAAAGAAGCCCAAACAGGAACAAUUAUAUUGUGCUAUGUGUAUUUUUUCACUGCCUUUUUGGAUAAAUUAUUCAGAUGUUGAAGUUAUUUGUGUACAUAUAUGCUAUUUAAAUAAUUUAUCUAGAAGCCUCAUGGAAGCGUUUCUGUCUGUAUAAACUUAUUUGCACACUGAUAUGAGGAUGUCUUUUUAUGUGGUACUUUUGAUGUCUUUGACGCUUUUCUAUAUACGCUUUUUUUUUUUUAACAUACAAAAAAAAUAAGUGCUGUUUAUACUCCUCUUUGUUAUUUUGAUAUGUCAAAUGAACAAUAAACACUUUG
This is a messenger RNA of Doryrhamphus excisus (bluestripe pipefish), 5371 nucleotides long. It is a transcript of the gene thbs1a, whose product is annotated as thrombospondin 1a. Gene Ontology annotation, molecular function: protein binding; calcium ion binding. Gene Ontology annotation, biological process: cell adhesion; negative regulation of angiogenesis. Lineage: Eukaryota; Metazoa; Chordata; Actinopteri; Syngnathiformes; Syngnathidae. Gene Ontology annotation, cellular component: extracellular region. The record is from RefSeq and is a predicted model, not a curated record.